CGAGUUCUGUACCGGCUGGGCAGAAGUGGAGGGUAUCCGCGGAUGAUUAUCGGAGAGAUAAUUAUUCGUUGAAUAAUUUUCCCUCGACUGAACGCGCCUUCACUAGGCAGAUUUAUUCGGUUUCAACAACAUCGGAUAUGCCGACCUACGAGAUAUCGCUGCUUCUGCGGAAAAUGCAAAAGCCGGGGCUGAUCCAGACUGUCAAGCGGACGGCCGACCUGGUGAUGGACCGGGGCGGCUACGUGCGCAAGGUGGAGCACCUCGGGACCCGGGCGCUGCCCAGCCGGCUCACAGCGCAUGGACUCAAACACACGGAGGGCAGCUAUUUUCGUGUUGAAUUUGACCUGCCUCCGGUGAAGGUGUACGACAUUAUGGACUUCGCCGGCCGUGACGUAGAUGUCGUCAGAUAUGGCGUCUUCAGAGUGGAGGAUCCCAAACCAUUUCAGUGUACCUUCCAUGAGGAAACACAGCCUCCACCGUACAGGGCGGAGGUGCAGGAGAUGGUGCAAGCCGCUGAGCAAAAGGAGCAGCGCCGGAAAAAGUUCAAAUACAACACCAAACUCGACUUUUAUCCGUUUCAGCGGUAGUGUUUGCCACAGUGUGUGUACGCUGUUGUGUCUCAUUGUAAACAGGAAUUUAGAUGCGUGUUUUUCUCGCCAGCGACCGGUGGUUUACGUUGCACGAAAUGGGUGGUCAUAUUGUGUGCAUGUAGCAAAAUAUACAUAUGAGUGUGC
Molecule: messenger RNA, 734 nt
Organism: Pollicipes pollicipes
Lineage: Eukaryota; Metazoa; Arthropoda; Thecostraca; Pollicipedomorpha; Pollicipedidae
Gene: mRpS6
Product: mitochondrial ribosomal protein S6
Biological process (GO): translation
Cellular component (GO): ribosome; mitochondrial small ribosomal subunit
Molecular function (GO): structural constituent of ribosome; small ribosomal subunit rRNA binding
Source: RefSeq, a predicted model, not a curated record